Athalia rosae (coleseed sawfly) is the source of this 5251-nucleotide messenger RNA. RefSeq names its product protein twist-like. Bases 3317 to 4375 code for a protein of 352 amino acids. NCBI's taxonomy places the organism in Eukaryota, Metazoa, Arthropoda, Insecta, Hymenoptera, Athaliidae. The record is from RefSeq and is a predicted model, not a curated record. Gene Ontology annotation, molecular function: protein dimerization activity. The transcript has a single exon.
CCGCAAGAUUGAGAAAUUAAUUAAAUUAACGAAUAAUCAAAUGCAGUGACUUUUUCUUCACGAUAAAAAAUAUUUUCAGGAUAAACGGUUGCUCGUUGUCAGCAGUAUACGAGAGGGUGUAAAGUAAGGCCUGUGCAGUGAUGAAUCCCACCACUGACCUCUUAGCCCGUAAAAACGUAGCCGCACGUACAACUUCUGAAAUCGUUCAAGAUUUAUGGGCGAGGAAACCGUCAAUUAAAAUCACACCCUAGGCGUUAUAAUUGGUAGUUAGGUAGUCAGGUUAGCUUAAGUUUGGAAGGAGGAAUUCUUUACUCAAGAAAGUUUUGCACCGGAGUAAAAUUGAGUGAAUUUGAGUGCUAACUUGUUUUUUUUUCAUUACUGUUUUUCCUUGCUCAUUUUCAGAGUGACAUCGUGUCAUCCGACGCGUGCAAUAUCCCUCGUUAUUCUUCAACGGUUCACGACUUCAUCCACUCGACGAAUGAUCGUCGAUCACGAACUUAAAACUUGAGGGGGACAAGGAAGCUGAUGAGACAAAGUAUGGGAAAUUUCAAGUGCUAAAGUUGAGCCAAGUUCUCAGUCUGGUUCUUACUUCUUUUUUUCUCUCUUUUCUCGUUUAUUCUAUAUUUCAUGGGUCUUGAUUUCCCUUGUCUCGUUCCAAGGCGAUUCGGAGGAGCAACAGCAGCUAGAAGGCGUUUCCUAUUUUUCUGAAAAUCGUAGUGCACGUGACCGGCGCAAAGGAGACCGCUCCUACAAACUCGUUAUCCUCUGCUAAUUUUCGCCAAAUGAACCCAAACCCUCCACCCCGAAUUCUCGGGCGGGACGGAGAACGAGGAAAAAAGGCGGUCCCCGCAAAGACAUUGACAAAGAUCUCGAUCUUUGGCUCCGUAUACUUCGUUAUGAAAAAAAAAAAAAAAGAUUUACGAACGGAAUCGAUGAAAAAUGAAGCGCAAAUAUUUUAUCAAAAAAUUGUUAUUAAAAAACAAAAAAAAAAAAAAAAUAGCGAAACAGAUAAAAAUCAACACGCCACAGAUGCCAUGGGAUUCGCAUCUCGCAUGUGGUUAAAAUUAUAUCAAUAAACCCUAAUAGUCCUAAUGUGAGCUGUGAGUGACGCAGGUCGAUGUAGAGCGUUAAAAAUUAUUCGCUACGGAAUAAUAGACUCCCGCGAACUGACGGUAGACUGUUAAGAAAAAGUUCAAACACGAAUCGCGACGUGCGAGUAAUUUGCCACCGGUUUAAACAACCGGAUCCGAUCCCCGAUUCUGAGAUUCUCGAACAGAAUUGAACGACCUACGGAGGAGUGUGUCAGGAAUCCCGGAUUGAUUUGCAAAUUUUUAUUGGGAAAAAUUUCUGAAUUUUUACAAUUUCGAAUUAAUCGGCUGUAACGAUCCGCGAUUCGUGGACACUAUUAUUGUACCGGAGAAAAACGGUGAUGUAACGAUAUUUAUCUUAAACAUAUAUUUUGUACCGUUGGUGUCUGUUUGUGGAGCGGUCUGACUAAAAUAACUUGAAAUCACCGAGUGCUGAAUCGACGUCACCACCACGAAGAUUCUAAUUGAAUUUCGCGAACGUACCCGACACACUCACGUCGUGCGUACACCUUAUCACGUUUUCUAAUAAUAGAACAACUGAGAUAUAAAAAAUGUUAAUAUAUACUCACGUGCAUUUCGAAGAAAUGACAUGAAAAUUUACUACGUUGCAUCUGCUACGUGUACGUUUUACGAUUAAUCGUAGUCGGAGGGAUAUAUUUGACAAUAUUUUUGCAAGACUUAUCGACGUCGCGCAAUCGACUGGUUGAAAUUGCUCGGGUUCCUCGAGGAGCUAACCAGGAAAUAUAGAGAGCAAACAAUUUGCGGAAGCAUCGCAAUAGGAGGCAAUGAUGUAAACAUGUUUUCUCGCCGAAGCGGUUGCAGCUGACUAUUUGUAUUUAUUUAUCGAAUUGACUUAAACUACAUAGAAUUUCUAUUGACACUGAAUACCGAAAGCGUUCCGAGUUCGAAUCGCGCUUUUCCGAGGGGCCGGAAAACAACAAACCGGAGCAACGGGUGUCGAAGGUCAGGCGGUCAAGCGUCUCGCACGGCUCACGUUUCCGUCGGUGAUUUCUCAAGCUCGUGAUUCUCGGUUUCAUUUUUCCUCGCUCUCUCGCUCCGAUUCCUAUCCUCUUUCAUUUCCACACGUAGACGUCGUCGCGCCGGUUCUUUACGAGGUGCAAAUAGAGCCGAAAAUUAUUUUACGACCAUAGCACAAGACUCUCGCCCCCGCCCCACGACGAAAUCGUUUCUAUACUUUACGAGAUUUUAAAUACCUUCGGUCCUCCGAGCUGCCCUCCACUCUCGACUUAUAUCUAGACAAAUUUGACUGCUUUACGACCCUUUCCCUGAUACCCUUACUGCUCGCAGUGGUCUAGAAUAUUUAUCGUCGGCGCGUGCCGGGGCCGACAUUGUUCCACUACAAUGGCGAGUCACCAACGAAAUGUCAAACACGGUGUCAACUCGUCAAUUUCAUUCGGAUUCUUUCACCGCGAUCGUAUGGGACACCUGAAAACGUGUCCGUGGGAAAAGGUUUCCUUCGACGAGUGAGAGGAAAACGAAACGAUCAUCGGUGUAAAAUAUUUUGGAAAAAUAUGACCAAGUUCGAUGGCGGUCGUGUGCCGUUGAGUCGUACGACGACGAUAAUAAUCCGUGGGACAAGGGUGGGAGCUUCUGGAGAGCGACCUUGUCAUCGUCUGUUCGUUAGCGAGUUCCUUUCCGUCCUCGUCGGACGCGUCUCGGCCGUCCAUCUUUGUUCGCGGGUCCGAUUUCGCGCAACGGUCCACUUGGCAUUCUAAACAAGCUGCCUACCUGGUGCCAGAGGACGCCGGGCCAGCAGCCACCGGACCAUUGACUCUUUCGCCCCCAGCAAAGGAGGCGUGGUUCCUUACGAGCGGCUUCUACAAAGGCGCCAAGAAGCCAGCCACGGCUUUUCCCCCUUCCACUAUAAACGGGAACCCCCCACCCUCGGAUCUCAAGAAAACCGGGCAACGUGGUCCAGCUUUCGAUCAUCAGGUAAAACUCAGACUCAGUUUACGCAACGCUCCCAUCCGAGCAACACGCACAUACGUACUCGCUGAAGUAAUCGACCUAACACGGAUCACGCAUCUCACAACCUGCGACAAAACCUUCCAUCGUAAAACGGUUUUCUGCUCUUCGAUUCCACGCUAAACGAUACCUGGGCAAAGAGAGAAUAAAAAGCCAAGUACAAAUAAAUCGCCGCUGCGUAUUAUGUUCUAUGACAUUAGAAACUGCUAGAGCAUCUGAAUGAAGUUCACAGUAUCCUCGAGAUGAACACUUACGCUACACUUCAACGAUACGAAAUGCUCGAUUCCGAAGGUUACGGCUCGGCGAGCAGCCCGGAAUCAAAUCCCCGAACAUGUUGGCCCGCUCCCGAAUGUCAGGGUCUCGGUUAUCCCCAACCACCCCGUUCGAGGGGGAGUAGCUGCGACAGCAUAAGUUCCGUCGACAGUCAGCAUCACCAGGAGUACCAGGAACUCGGUGCAUUUACGUCGGAACAUUAUCCCGCUGGAUGUUCGGGAGUGUCGUUCGAUUUGGGGAACGGUGGUAGCGGCGGAACCCCCGGUACGGCGGACCUAGGUUACAAAUAUUAUCGUCAGGGUGAUUACAGAAAUAACGGGGAGUACGAGAAAAAUUGGGCAAAAAUUUGCCCGCAAAAUUUCAACGAGGACGGUUUCUCGUCGCGCGUCAAUUUCGGUCAUUGCAACGAGCAGAUAUCGCAGAAAACCGACAAUCUGUACGGUGGUAACGUGGAAACGUACUCGUCCAGGACUACCAUACCUUCGUCGUCCUCGUCGUCUAAUUCCUACCCCGCCAAAUGUGAACAGUUAUUUACCCAAAAAAGUGAAACGUCUCAUUUCGGUAGGAACGAUAAUUACCAUCACGGUGGCGCGGUCGAAUCUCGUCAUCAGAAUCAGUGUGCAGAUAGUAUAAAUCAUUAUUCAACGAAAAGUGAUAACAACGGGGCAUCUACUACCGGAUAUCAAUUAACGUCUAUGAAAAGUGACCGUCAUCUGCAACUGUCUACUGUUGACAGAUACGCGGACGAGGAAGACUUCCAGUUGGAAUUCGACGACGACAACGUAUCGUCGAAGGACAAUUUACAUAAAAUAAAAAACGGGGUGGCCGGCGUUGAAGUUCUCAAAAAACGAAGAUUGGCGGCGAACGCGAGAGAAAGAAGAAGAAUGAACAGCUUGAACGACGCCUUCGACAGACUGAGGGACGUCGUACCUAGCCUAGGAAAUGACAGAAAACUCAGUAAAUUCGAAACCCUGCAAAUGGCUCAAACUUACAUAUCCGCACUCUACGAGCUUCUCCAACGCGAAUGAGACGUCGGAAAUUCAGAGAUAUCGUUAGAAAACUUCUCCUCCGUCUAUUUUCCAUUGAAACUUUUCACACAGUUUCAAUACCAUCGACAAAACUCGAACGGUUUGGGCAUUCUUUUACACCAACGACUGGAGAUGGAGAGUAUUUUUUCCCAAUAGAUUUUUGUACAUACUUGAAAAACUUUGGACAAAAAAAAAAAAGACAAAAAAAAAAAAAUCAAAGGAAAAAAUUGUAAAUAGCCUGUCGACAGCGUCCUGUAAGUUAUUGUAAAGGGUAUUACGUAUAAGAUAGUUAAUUUUGUACAUAUUAUCGAUAACGCUAUUAGGUGUAAGUGACGGACCAAUUUUGAUGAAACUAUUUUUUUUUCUUUUUUUAAUAAUUAGAACGAGAUAGUCGAAGGAAAAAUUAAAAAAAAAAAAAAAAAGAUAUUUAUGUAUACGCGAGCGACUGCCGGGUGAACGCGUGUUCGAUUAAAACCGAAUUGUUUCGUAGCGAAAAGAAGGAAAUUAAAAUAUUAACAAACAGUUGUUUUGGAAUAUGAGUAAAGCGAUAUGCAAAAAUAAUUUCACAAAUGAUGCCUCGGCGUCGUCGCGCUUCUACUUAGCAGUCAAUCACAAUUAAAUACAAUUUUGCAGGCUGUGAGGCCUCCGUAAUGGCGCAAAAAGAGAGCAAAUUGAAAUCUUCUAGCUGACAGAAUGAUAAAUGAGAGACGACGUAUAUAUGCAUGUAGGGCAGCGCGGUGCGGCAACGGGUAUGUACCGACACUCCGAGUUUGCACCGUUCAACGUGUGUCGUGAAAAUGCCGCGCGAAUCUUUUCGCAAAAAUUCACUUACGCAUCGCGGAUAACUUUCUCGGUAUACCGGUAAGAAAAAGAGAC